Lathyrus oleraceus (garden pea) is the source of this 1209-nucleotide messenger RNA. RefSeq lists its product as uncharacterized. The record is from RefSeq and is a predicted model, not a curated record. The transcript has a single exon. The coding region runs from base 1 to 1209 and encodes 402 amino acids. NCBI's taxonomy places the organism in Eukaryota, Viridiplantae, Streptophyta, Magnoliopsida, Fabales, Fabaceae.
AUGGAUAAAGAAACACCUUAUGUGCCUCCGCAACCAUACAAACCACCUAUACCCUAUCCCCAAAGGCUUGCCAAAUCCAAAAAUGAAGGACAAUUCAAGAAAUUCGUGGAACUUAUGAAGCAACUAAACAUAACUAUACCACUCACAGAAGCCAUUACUCAAAUGCCUUCAUAUGCUAAAUUCCUUAAAGAAAUUAUAUCCAACAAGAAAAAUCUUGAGGAUGAAGAAACUAUUAUGCUUACUGUAGAAUGCAAUGCUAUCAUUCAAAACAACAUGCCUCAUAAACUAAAAGACCCUGGUAGUUUUUCCAUACCAUGCGUAAUCGGAAAAUUUAUCAUAGGCAAAGCUUUAUGUGAUUUAGGAGCUAGUGUUAGUUUAAUGCCCUUGUCCACAUGCAAAAAACUCAAUUUGGGAGAAUUAAGACCAACAAAGAUGUCUCUACAACUAGUUGACCGUUCCGUUAAAUUUCCCAUAAGUAUGCUAGAGAACGUUCUCGUUCGAAUAGGACAAUUCUAUAUUCCUACCGACUUUGUGAUAAUGGAUAUAAAGGAGGAUUUCAACAUCCCUAUUAUUCUAGGAAGACCCUUUUUAUCCACAGUCAUAACCAUCAUAGAUGAUAAGAAAGGAAGGCUAACAUUCGAAGUCGGAGAAGAAAAAGUUGAAUUUCUCUUAGCUAAAUUUCUACAAGAACCAGCUAUAGACAAAUCAUGUUGUCUCUUAGACUUCAUAGACGAAUGUGUGAAAGAAAUGGAGAAGGAACCAAUUAGGUAUAUUGAAGUACUGAAAAUUCCAACACCUCCUCUAUUUGAAGAUGAUAAUCAACAUGAGCCAUAUGUGGAUAACAGUCUGAGAGAGUGUCUAGCACUAACCCCAAAUCCAAUACCAUGCCCUAAGAAACCUUCAUUAGAACUUAAAACACUACCAAAAGAUCUAAGGCAUGAAGUCCUGGACACCGGGCUUGAAAGGCCAGUUAUAGUCAACAGUGAUUUAGGACAGAUAGAAACCGAAAAAUUACUCCAUGUCUUAAGAAAAUAUCCAACAGCUCUAGGCUAUACCAUAUCCAACUUAAAAGGAAUAAGCCCCUCUAUAUGUAUGCAUCAAAUUAUGCUAAAGGAGGACUGUAAAACCUGCAGAGAGCAUCAGAGAAGAGUAAACCCCAUGUUGAGUGAUGUAGUCAAAAAGGAGGUACAAAGGCUAUUAGAAGCAUGA